GCUGUGGGCUGAGUCACAUGACAUCACUCCCCGGGGCCGGGGGAACAAAGACAAGCUGUGACAGCGGACUCCCGGAGCUCAGUGGAGCGCGCUAGGACACGAGCUCAACUAAUGGACCUACUUCCCUCCAAAGACAUGAAGAGAGCCAAGACGCGGUUCAGCAGCAUAAAGCUGUUUGUCCUGUGCCACGGCCUCCUGCAGUUCUCUCAGCUGCUGUACAGCUCCUACUUCAAGAGCACCAUCAGCACAAUCGAGAGACGCUACGGCCUCAGCAGCUACUCCUCAGGAACCAUUUCCUCUCUCCACGAGAUCAGUAACAGUGUGCUGAUAGUGUUCCUCAGCUACUUUGGAAAUCGGGUCCACCGUCCUCGCUUCAUUGGAAUCGGUGGACUACUGAUGGCUGUCAGCGCCAUGAUCCUGACCUUACCUCACUUCUUGUCCCAGCCCUACGAAUACGACUCUGUUUUACACAAUCGCCCUGACAUUUGCAACCUGCAGAGGAACUCCAGCAGCCUGGAGACUUGUGGCCGCGACGAGACCAGGCGUCUGGCCGACACUACCAACCUGUGGCUGCUCAUGGGCAGCGCCCAGCUGCUCUUUGGCGUGGGCUCGGUGCCCAUCCAGCCCUUUGGGAUUUCCUACAUAGAUGAUUUUGCUGGGCCUGGCAACUCCCCUCUUUACAUAGCCAUCCUGUUUGCUGUAUCUGUAUUCGGGCCUGCUGUUGGAUACCUGCUGGGCGCAGUCAUGCUGCGGUUCUAUGUGGACGUGGACAAAACUGGUUUUGGAGCUGAACAAGAGCUGAUGCAGAGUGAUCCCCGCUGGGUCGGUGCCUGGUGGAUGGGCCUGAUCCUCACCUCCGGCUGCCUGGUUCUCACCUCCAUCCCCUACUUCUUCUUCCCUCGUGGAAUGCCUUCAGAAAAUAAUGUGGGUGGAAGUGAAACUGACAUGAAUGAUGACUUCAAGAAGCCAGAUACCUCUUUACUUGAUUUCCUGAAAAUGUUCCCCAGAAUGUUUGUCCACCUCCUGUUGAGCCCUCUCUUCAUGAUGCUGGUCCUGGCCCAGUGCUGCUUCUCCUCAGUGAUCGCAGGUCUCGCUACAUUCCUCAACAAGUUCCUGGAGCGACAGUACAGCGCCUCAACCGCCUACAGCAGCCUGCUAGUCGGUGCUGUGAAUCUGCCAGCAGUAGCUGUGGGGAUGCUGAUUGGCGGGGUCAUCAUGAAGAAGGCAGGUCUCUCUCUGAAGACCAUCCCACGCUUCUCUGUGGCCAUGCUGACCAUGUCCACCCUCCUCUGUAUCCCUCUCUUCUUCAUGGGCUGCCCCACACAGAAAGUCUCAGAGGUCAAUUAUAACCAGAUCGGACAGUAUGGGUAUCUACCCCUAUGCUACUCCAACUGCUCCUGCCCUGCCAGUGACUUCAACCCUGUGUGUGGCUCUGAUGGUGUCGAGUAUAUUUCUCCUUGCCAUGCAGGCUGCACCAACUUCACCAAAGAUCCCAACAACACCCACAGGGUUCAGCUGUAUACCAACUGCAGGUGUAUAUCUGGGAGCCCGAGUAAUGCCCGCCCUGCUCCCUGUUCAAACAGCUGCCCACAUCUUCUUCUCCCCGUCAUUCUUGUCAUCUCUCUGGCUUCACUGAUCGCCUGCCUCACUCACAACCCCAUGUACAUGAUGGUGCUAAGAUGUGUUCCCUCCGAAGAGAAGUCAUUUGCUAUAGGAAUUCAAUUUUUACUCAUGAGAGUAUUAGCCUGGCUACCUGCCCCUGCUCUCUUCGGGACGGCCAUUGAUACGUCAUGUAUCUGGUGGAAGAGGGUUUGUGGAAAGAAGUUUAGCUGUGGUUACUAUGACAACAACAUCUUGAGGAACCGGUACUUGGGCUUACAGGUGGGUUAUAAGGUCAUGGGUAUCGUCCUACUGAUGAUGCUGGGGUGGAAAGCAAAGCGGACCCAGGAGUACAGUCUGGAGAAGAGGCCUGAAGGACUACUGUGACCCUGCUGAGCGCCCCUGUGUCUCUCAAAGCUUUGCUAGAAUAUGUUGAAGAACAGUGUGUGGAGCAAAGCUGUGUUAGUAGGAGAAAGCCACAGCCUACACUGACCUCAAUAUCUGUCGGCCCACUUCCCUACCUAGUGCUUCACUGGUUGGAGUUAAGAUGUACAUUAUCCAAAAGGGAAAUAUCUGAUGUUUUCGGAUGCUUUAAAGCUAAUGAUUGGUAUUAUAUUGAAAAUAUAACUCACUUAUUACAAGUUUUAGAGAGGACAGCUAGAGGGCAGCUAAAACACCUCUGUUGUGUGGUACCUCACAAUAUUUUACAUGCAUCUGAGAUGAGAGUUCAGAUGGAUAAAUAUCUUUGUGUAUUACUUGUUCCUAUAAAGAAGGAAUCUAUUCAGGUUUCUAUUUCCAAUGGGAACAUAUUCUGUAACUAAUUACCUGUAUUAGCUUAAUAUUUAAGUUUAUUUUUUAUAGAUGUUUGUCUCAUACACAGAGACAUCUGUGAUAACUGCAGUAUUCUUUUCAUAUAUGAUCACAUAGUAUAACACUUGAUUUAAUUGCAAUGCUAAUGAAUGAUAAGAUAACAAGUACACACACUGUUACUCAUGAAUUGAAUUAACCACACACAUUAUGCUGUCUACUGGUUUGGUUGUAUUGGUUACAGUGGAGUGCAUAAAUGUGUAAGCAUUACUGGCAAAUACAAUACAAUUAAUCAA
Molecule: messenger RNA, 2702 nt
Organism: Perca flavescens (yellow perch)
Lineage: Eukaryota; Metazoa; Chordata; Actinopteri; Perciformes; Percidae
Gene: slco2a1
Product: solute carrier organic anion transporter family, member 2A1
Exons: 14
Coding region: 112-1986 (624 amino acids)
Biological process (GO): prostaglandin transport; transmembrane transport; sodium-independent organic anion transport
Cellular component (GO): basolateral plasma membrane
Molecular function (GO): protein binding; prostaglandin transmembrane transporter activity
Source: RefSeq, a predicted model, not a curated record